AUGGAAUUAUAUGCAUAUCAGAUUGCUAUAUUUGUUGCGUUAUAUUUGUUUGUUUCUGAAACGACUUCAUUGUGUUGUCAUUUACCUUAUAUGCAGUCAUUACCAUGUGGCAUUGAAUCUAAAUCUGUAGCAGAAAUAAAAUUGCUAGCACCUACUGACGAAGGAAGAGAAGUUGGAAUGCCGUCGUCAGUGGACAUAAUCACGGACUUGGUUUCUGGAUUAUGUUCCUAUUCUAUGUGUGCACCCGGUUAUAUAAUAAAGAAAGGGGUAUAUUGCGCGACUGGCUCUUGUAAUGUAUUUGGUUGUAACUGUGACGGAAAAUGUAUCAAUAAGGAUUAUGUCGACGGUAAUCUGCAACGGUUGCGGCGGGAGAGUGAUAAUAUAAAUUUGACUUAUGAACAUUUAUCAAGAGCUCGGAGAUCAACUAAAGUUGAUAAGACACGAAAUACAAUUAAUACUAUUUAUACUGAUGGAAAAUUAGAGUCGCAUACGCCUACGACACAUUCCCAGGCUAGCCAGGUUCAUCAAUAA
This is a messenger RNA of Macrosiphum euphorbiae (potato aphid), 531 nucleotides long. Lineage: Eukaryota; Metazoa; Arthropoda; Insecta; Hemiptera; Aphididae. The record is from the annotation of a GenBank genome assembly.